AGCCAUGGCGAUCCUCGGGGAGCUCGGGACGGAGAUCCUCAUCCCUGUCUGCGGGGUCAUCGGCAUCGUCUUCGCCGUCGCGCAGUGGUUCAUCGUCUCCAAGGUCAAGGUCACCCCCAGCGCCGCCUCCGCCGCCGUCGACGCCAAGAACGGCUACGGCGACUACCUCAUCGAGGAGGAGGAGGGCCUCAAUGACCACAACGUCGUCAUCAAGUGCGCCGAGAUCCAGACCGCCAUCUCUGAAGGUGAGCUCACCCAUCCCCUUCGCCAACAACGGUGGUGGCUUCCCCCUCUCCCUCUCACCCGCUCCCUCCCCCAGAUCUGGUUCUCAGCCUCUCAGGCUCGGAAGCUUUGGUCCCCAUGA
Molecule: messenger RNA, 364 nt
Organism: Hordeum vulgare subsp. vulgare (domesticated barley)
Lineage: Eukaryota; Viridiplantae; Streptophyta; Magnoliopsida; Poales; Poaceae
Product: pyrophosphate-energized vacuolar membrane proton pump-like
Exons: 1
Coding region: 5-364 (119 amino acids)
Biological process (GO): proton transmembrane transport
Cellular component (GO): membrane
Molecular function (GO): inorganic diphosphate phosphatase activity; diphosphate hydrolysis-driven proton transmembrane transporter activity
Source: RefSeq, a predicted model, not a curated record